AAUAUCUUCAUAAGCAAUUCAAAAUCUCUUUAUUCGACUCCUUUUCUUGCAAAUACUUUACAUUUUCUGCUCUGAUCUUCAUGGCUUCCUUAAGUGAUGUUCAAAUAUCAAUGCCUAGCGAUAGACAAGUACCUGAAAAAGAGUACUUUGAUUACUCACAAAGGGCACAAUGGCUUCGAGCAGCUGUAUUAGGAGCAACAGAUGGCUUGGUUUCAGUUGCAUCAUUAAUGAUGGGUGUAGGAGCUGUUAAAAAUGACGUUGCAGUCAUGAUUCUUACUGGUUUUGCUGGCCUAGUAGCAGGUGCGUGCAGCAUGGCUAUCGGGGAGUUUGUGUCUGUAUACUCACAGCUAGAUAUUGAGGUAGCUCAGAUGAAAAGAGACAAGAGAAUGCUGGACAAUGAGAAGAAUGAUGAUGAAAGCGAAAAGGAACAACUGCCAAAUCCCUUUCAGGCUGCAUUAGCGUCAGCUCUUGCAUUUUCUUUAGGGGCUUUAGUUCCAUUACUAGCUGCUGCAUUUAUAGGUGAUCAUAAGGUGAGGCUUAUUGUGGUGAUUGCUGCGGUAACCUUUGCAUUGCUCGUGUUUGGAGGAGUUGGAGCAGUGUUGGGAAAGACCCCGGCUCUGAAAUCUUGCGCUAGGCUGCUGAUUGGUGGCUGGAUAGCAAUGGCUAUUACCUUUGGUUUAACCAAAUUAAUUGGCUCUAGCGGUUUGUAGAGAGUGAUCAUUAAAGUAAUAUUAAUAUUGAUAUGAAUGAUAAUAUAUUUAGUAUUCUCCUGCCCCUUUGUCCUUUUCUUUCUGAAUAGAAAUAUAAUUUCUUUCCUGUC
This is a messenger RNA of Daucus carota subsp. sativus, 820 nucleotides long. Its product is annotated as vacuolar iron transporter homolog 4-like. Gene Ontology annotation, biological process: intracellular manganese ion homeostasis. Gene Ontology annotation, molecular function: manganese ion transmembrane transporter activity; iron ion transmembrane transporter activity. Bases 81 to 710 code for a protein of 209 amino acids. The transcript has a single exon. The record is from RefSeq and is a predicted model, not a curated record. NCBI's taxonomy places the organism in Eukaryota, Viridiplantae, Streptophyta, Magnoliopsida, Apiales, Apiaceae. Gene Ontology annotation, cellular component: membrane.